CGGGAAUCGAACUUCUACCGUUAUGUCACUAAAUUCUACAUGUAAAAACUCACAACCGUCACCAAGGACAAUAAAUCAAUAAAAUGGCCACAGGAGUUCAACUCUCGCCAGGAGAGGAGACUCUUCUCUUCGUUAGUAAGCCCAGACUAUUUCUGGAGCCCACUGGGGUUCCUUCCCUUUAGGUAUAACAGCCGGAACGUAAAGGUGACCCCACUUCCAUACAGCACCGAUGUCUUAGAAUACGUGGAGAUUUACCGUCACAACAUUUCUAGGUUUUCACGGCCUGAUAUUUUGUCGCAGAGACAAAUUUUUGCCACGUUUACAGUUAUAAUAGGUGCGUCGGGAAAACGAAGGUCGAAGCUGCAGUGGUAUUAUUGCGGGCUUUUGUGCUACUAGCGAAUUAAAACACCUAAGCAUCUUCGCCGAAGUAAAAGAAAGUGUCCUAUUACAAGAACUGGGCCUCUCCGAGACUAAGAAAACUGGUCCGAAGCAUUGUAAUAGAACAAUACAAUAAACGUCUACGCGUCUUCAACUAGCAUACGUUUCAAUUUUGGAAUAUGACACGUUCAAGAAUGCGCAAGACUGUAGUUACAAUGAUGACGCCAGAUCGCUUGAGGUCUAUUAUUCUAGGUCAAUUAUUAUACUUGUUGCAACUCAAUUGCACUGCGAAUCGGGAGAAGGGACGAGGAGGAGGAUUCCGCAAGAACAAGAAAACUUUCUCUACCUGAAGACUCACGUGGUCAGUGACACGAUUUCUCUGCAACAGUCAGCAGCACACAUCUCAACAUGGCGUCCACACUCAACCUAUUCCUGUUUUAUCUUGUAAUUAUUACUGUAAUGUUAUGGGUGUCUCCUGUGGUGGAUUCAACACUCACUCCACGUGCACCAAAUUUCCAGUACUUUGAGAGGCCCAAGUAUCGAUAUCCGUAUUAUGACGAGAAUGGAAGAGGUAAGCUGCUGUACGGAUAUGGAGGUCAAGAACUCUACCAAUAUAAAGCUUAUUCUCCACUUGAAGGCAUUCACUGAGGAGCUCCAGUGCUUCAUUCAACUUUCGUUGCUACUUCAGUGCAGCAAAUCUUAUGCUGAAACAAGCAAAGGUAGCAGUAGCACUGAUCAUUGCAAAAUGUAUAAAUGUUUAUAAUUAACGAAUUUUAAAAAUAUCUAGUUACUUUCAUACAAUAACUUAAGACAGUAUAGUUUGAUUAUGAAUUUAGCAAAACUAAUAGCUUUCUGAACAAGUCCUCUACAAAAGACUGAAGUGAGUGGAAUACACAUAAAUGACAUACCAGGGAGGAGAUGUGGGCAGGAAGAAAUAGUAGAAGACAAAUUUCAGCGUUGUGUAGCACAUUCAAGAGGAGUGCUCUAAUUCAGUGUGUCUCAGUGAUAUGUGGAUCAGAAAAGGCUGGGAAUCACUGAAUCAACCAGUCUAUAAAACUUGAAUGGUUUAGGCAGCUCUUGCAAGCAUCCAGUUCGCUAUUUAUUACAGCAUCAAUGAGUCUGAUUGCUUGUUUUUAUUUACUGAAGGUUGACAGAUCAUAUAUAGUAUUUUUCUGAAGUGGCAUUUAUUGGAAAAUUUUGUACUAUGUACCCACGAGGACAAUAUUUUGAGGAAAACUGAAUGUAUUCUGUCACUUAAGAACCAAAACAAUGAUUGUGAAAAUCAGGUGGUAUCAUGGAAAUAUGUUCAUUGGCUUUUUUCCAUUGCCUGGAUACAUGAAUCCAUAAAUAUCCAUACAGGUAACAGACCCAGGAUGUGGAAAUAGUUAUAUUAAAUACAUACAUAAAGUCACAUAAUGAAGAUCACCCACAUCAAUCAAUUAACAUAUACAAUAAUAUGAAGUAAAAACAUAAUAUCUUGAUUAACAGGCAUAAUUUGAAAAAAAGAGAUCAAGGCAAGUAAAAUAAAAUUCUAACAUCCAGUCUUGGUAGAUCAUAUAUUUAGUGACUGGUAGAUACUCUAGAUAAUAGUAUAUAUCUUAAAGAACACUACUGCUGCAAGAGAAUGAAUUUGUUUCCUCUUCCAAGACUUCCAAAAAUAAAUAAAUUUGUU
Molecule: messenger RNA, 2050 nt
Organism: Cryptotermes secundus
Lineage: Eukaryota; Metazoa; Arthropoda; Insecta; Blattodea; Kalotermitidae
Exons: 3
Coding region: 787-1026 (79 amino acids)
Source: RefSeq, a predicted model, not a curated record